Vitrella brassicaformis is the source of this 4087-nucleotide messenger RNA. Lineage: Eukaryota; Vitrellaceae. The record is from the annotation of a GenBank genome assembly.
CUCGGAGAGCGUCGACUCAUCGCCUGUGGCUUGCCCAGUUGCAACGUGACGAGAGAGAGUCGGAGAGAGCUGAAGAUUGAAAGAGCCGACAGACAGCAACGACUCGGAUGGCUUUCCCAUAUUGGCGCAUCACGAGAGCUCCCCGGCUGUCUGUGGCGCUGCAGCUGACUGCCUUCGCCCUCUAUGGGCUGAUCUCGCCCCUCCUGCUGGGCUCCCUCUAUGGCUUCCAGCCCGAACUGCUGUUGGAGCAGGAGCUGGAGCGGUACAGUUUUGCCUUCUCGGUUGCGGACGCGGUGCUGGUCAACGUGCUGAGGGGCGGUGUGUUGCUGUUCUUUUGGAUCUGCGCCGUGAUCAGGAGGCCCGCCAUAUAUGUUUCAGCUAUAGCGCUGGCCUUCACGGCCGUCAAGACGGUGGCCUUACUCAUUGGGCUGGCCAUGUAAGACGGGACAGGGAGGGAGGGAGGGAGGGAGGGUCAGUCAGGCGCGUGUGUGAUGUUCCUUGCCGUGUGUGUGUGUUUGUCUGUGGUUCCUCCAGUUCCGGCCAUGUCGGCGGUGUGUUGACUCGGCUGGGGACACUGUUUGUGUGUGUGGUUGGCGGGGCGCUGGAGAUGUACACGGUCCACCAGGGCAGCUACAAGGACAUCGACCCCGACAUCGAGCUGGACGACAAAGUGCAGCCCCUGUGCACCGACACCCACGCCCACACCAACACCCACACACAUACCAUCGUCGACCACCCCAGCCACUCGGCCGCACCCACGGAGCUGACCGUCGACUCCAGCUACACCUACCUGCCGCCAUCCAUCGGCACGGGAGCCUCGUACCGAUUCGACAACGAAGGUACACAUCUGUCGAUGACAAAGAGUGUCGAUCCACGUGUGUGUUCUCCUCUCUGUCUGCCUGGCUCCUUCAGACGACACAGAUGAUGACGACAACGACGUCAAAAAUGACAACGACGACAAGCUUCUGACGAACGGCAAUGACGGCUUGGCUUCGGGAGUGAAGGCGCCGCCGAAGGUGUCGACGGUCAAGUGCCUGAUACACUACGCCCAGCCAGAUCUGGGGCUUAUCAUUGGUAUGUGGGUGGGUGGGGGGCUGAGGGGAGGGGAGCGGAUAGGCGACCCUCGCACACACACACACCGUUUGCCGAUGUAAUGUAGGUGGCGGUUGUUUCCUGGUGCUGUCGUCUCUGACCAAGUUGAUGCUGCCAAAGUUCAUCGCCCAGUGCAUCUCUGCCGUGCUCGACAGCAGCGCCUCCGACGAGGUCUUCUGGGGCGGCGUCGUCUACCUGGUCCUCUUCUCUAUCCUCUUCUCCUUCUUCAGCGGGCUGCGCGUCUGGUCAGCCGCUCAGCAUGACAUAUCGUGACCGUUGGUCGCCGUGCAUCCCUCUCUCUCUCUCUCUGUGUGUGUGUGUGUGUGUGUCUGUGUCAGGUGCACAGCUAAGGUGGAGGUGAGGCUGGUGGCGAGGGUGCAGCGUGUGCUCUUGGCCAACCUGAUGCGGAAAGACGUGCAGUACUUCGAUGAGCACGGCACCGGGGCGCUCACCAGCAGACUCACCUCCGACGCCACGCUCCUCGGCUCCAUCCUCACCACCAACCUCAACCUGGUCGGUGAUGGAUGGACCUUCUCUGUCUCACACGCACACGCGCACACGCACACACGCCUUGUGUCCCUCCCUGCCUCCGUCCGUCCGCCAUGUGAUAUUAUAACAAGCAGGUGCUGCAGUAUUCAAUCCAAUUGGUGGGGUCGCUCCUGUUUCUGUUCCUGCUGGGGUGGCAGCUGGCGUGCGUCUACUCGGCCAUAUCGAUCGUCUUCUUCGUCGGCACCCGGCUCUUCGGCAACCUCAUACGCACCAUGCAGAGGAAGGUCCAGGACGUCAAGAGCGAUGCAAACCACGUGCGUACGCGUCUGACACCCAGACACGCCGACACGCAGCCAGGAAUGAUGAAUGAAUGGGUGUGUGUGCGUGUGGAUGCGUGUGUAGGUUGCGGACCAGGCGAUAUCGUUGAUCCGACUCGUGCGGGCUUUUGCAUCGGAGGAGUGGGAGUGCCGAAGAUACAACGAGUGGAACAGGUGAGCUGAGCGGGCGGUGUGCCUGUGUGGGCGACGGAUAACUCAUGGAGGCCACGUGUUGUUGCGGCCGAUCCGGAUCACCUGUACUCCGUGUUGCAGGCGUCAGGUAUUGCAGGAGCUUAAGAUCAAGAUGUCGUACGCCCUCUACCUGCCAUGCGUCACCAUCGUCCAGAACGGCCUGGUCAUUCUCGUGCUGCUACUCGGCGCAUGGUACCCAGAUGCCAAAUGCACACGGCGAUCAAUGGCCUUUCAUGUUGGUGCCUUUGUUCGUGCUUGCGUGUGUGGGCAGGUAUGUGUAUCACGGAUACAUGAGCGGCGAGGCCCUCACAGCGUUCCUCCUCUACAGCCAGGGCGUCGGCGAUCCCAUGAUCAACCUCGCGCAGCAAGUCGUUGCCUUGGCCACCGGCCUCGGCGCGGGCGAGAAGAUCUUUGAGAUAAUCGCCGAGAAACCCACCCUCCCCAUCAGCGGCGGCAUCGUUCCCUUUUCAACGCCCAAAGGUGAGCAUGCAAACGAACGUGGGCGCAGGCAGUUCUCCGCGUUUCCCUGUGUGUAUGUCUGUGCGAUUUGUGUGGCAUAUACUCCAGGUCACUUGGAGAUGCGUGGGGUGUGGUUCGCCUACCCCAGUGCCCCGCUGCACGCCGUGGCCCGUGACAUCAAUGUGGAGAUUAGGCCUGGUGAGCGCGUGGCUUUUGUUGGACUGUCAGGCAGCGGCAAGUCGUCCCUCCUGUCGCUGAUUCUGCGGUACUUCGAUCCCCAGCGCGGCAGCAUCGCCUUUGAUGGCCAUGACAUUCGGGUGCUCGACCCCCGGUAUGGAUGGCAGGCAAUCACGCCACAGCACCUAACGUGGCACGGCAGACGCAUGGUGUGCCUGUCUGUCUGUCUGUCUGUUGUGUGGUUUGUGAUUGCGCGCAGGUGGCUGCGCAACCGCAUCGGCAUCGUGACGCAGGAGAGCAUGCUGUUCGGCAUAUCGAUAAAGGACAACAUCGCCUACGCCAUGCCCGACGCACCUCUGGCCGACGUGCAGGAGGCCGCUGCACUCGCGUCGUGCCACGAGUUCAUCGUCGCGCUGCCACAGGGGUCAGUCUGUGGCACAUGGCAGCGAGUGACACAUGGCAGCGAAUGCAGCUGGAUAAUGAUCUCUCUCUCUCUCUCUCUCUCUCCGUCUCUCUCUGGGUGUGUGCAGGUAUGACACAGAGGUGGGCGAGAGGGGUGUGCGGCUGAGUGGCGGGCAGCGGCAGCGACUGGCGCUGGCAAGGGCGCUGAUGAGGAAGCCAACUUUGCUGCUGCUGGACGAGGCGACGAGUGCGCUGGAUGCCAAGAGCGAGGCGUCGGUGCAGCAAGCUCUCGACCUGCUGCACUCCAAGACCAAGAUGACCAUGGUCAUCGUGGCACACCGGCUUUCGACCGUCAAGGACGCCGACCGCAUCGUCGUCAUGUGUUCUGGACGGAUCGUCGAAACGGUAGCACCGCACUCACAGACACGGACACACGUGGCAUGGCAUGGGGAUGUCUUAUCUCAUGGUUGCUGUGUCUUGCUGUAAUUCAGGGCACCCACGCCCAGUUGUUAGCUCAGAACGGUGCCUAUCGGUCUCUGAUCGACCGGCAGCUACAGACGGACCUCCUCACACACACCAGGCCUCGCAGCCGCAAGCAGUCACGGCAGGACUGAAUAGAUAGACGAGAACAGAUAGGUGGUUGGGCGGGUGGCUGGGUGGGAUUGGGCGGGUUCAUUGUCUCGCCAAGCGAUUUUGCUCCACUGACUAAGUGACUGAUCUCUCGUGCUGCUGUACUUUGCUGACCCAGGGCUUCGCGUGUGUGUGUGUGUGUGACUUGUGUGUGUGACUGUGUGUGGAUACUGAUGCACACGUGUCCGUGUGUGGUGCCUUGCUUGAUUGUCUGUAUAGCUGCCUGCCUGCCCGCCUGUGUGUGUACUGGGGCAGGGCAGAAGGAGACAGGGAUUGAUGAAGGAUGAUGUCCUUACUGACAGAAACGUGGAAAAAGACAUACAACGAAU